Coprinopsis cinerea okayama7#130 is the source of this 1563-nucleotide messenger RNA. Its product is annotated as IBR domain-containing protein. Gene Ontology annotation, biological process: ubiquitin-dependent protein catabolic process; positive regulation of proteasomal ubiquitin-dependent protein catabolic process; protein polyubiquitination. The record is from RefSeq and is a predicted model, not a curated record. The transcript is spliced from 3 exons. Lineage: Eukaryota; Fungi; Basidiomycota; Agaricomycetes; Agaricales; Psathyrellaceae. Gene Ontology annotation, molecular function: ubiquitin protein ligase activity; ubiquitin conjugating enzyme binding; zinc ion binding. Gene Ontology annotation, cellular component: cytoplasm; ubiquitin ligase complex. The coding region runs from base 127 to 1563 and encodes 478 amino acids.
CUAAACUCAGGUGUUGUUUCGACCGCCAGUCCCUCAGGCUGGCACCCGUAACAACAGUUCCUUUCGUCGACAGGAUUUCCCACUUGUCUUGUACUCGGCGUGAUAUCAUCCUUAUAUUCUCGCAUUAUGGCUUCGUCUGAACCAUCUUGGGACCUGACCGCAGCAACAGACGCCAUCGAUCUUGAGACUGCGCUCCUCAUCGCUCAGCUCCAGCUCGAAGACGCCCUCGAAAUCUCAGCUGGUUUCAAAGGCAAAGGCAAGGCCAACGCACCUCCAUCCGACCAGGAAAUUGCUGUCACCCUUCUGAGUGAAGAGAUCAAGGCAUGGAAACAAAUCCAUGAGGACGCCACGCUCGCGAGGAGCGUAAAUCGCGCUAUGGGCACCGACGCCGAUAUCCUCGAGGCUUUCAGGCUGGCGGAAGAGUCUGCUGCAGCGGAUCGUCGGGCAGCAGAGGUCUUGCAACGGCAAGGACGACUACCUCCGCCCACUCAGUCUCAGAGGAUAGUCGGUGAAGAUAAAGCCUUCCCCAAUCGUUUCAAGGAAGUGAAAGAGCAGAGGGGCUCGGCGAAGACAGACUUGAUCAAGAGACCCAUUAUCUCAGCCAGUACCGACAAGAAAGAGGCACAGGCGGUUACUGGCCUUUAUGGCUUUGUUACUUCGAGUGUCGAGGAAAGGACCGCGGGCCCCAGUGUGGACCGGUAUAAGAGGGUUGCUUGCGUGAGCUGCGACGAUAAGCAUCGCAUAGGCUCGAUGCUCAAAUCGAGCUGCAACGGCGAUCACUACUGGUGCAGUGCCUGCUUGGCCAGCGUAAUCGAAGUGUUUCUCAGAGAUGAGAGCCUCUAUCCGCUUCGAUGCUGCCAGACGCCGUUGGCGAAGGACGACGUCUCCUACUAUCUCAAUAACCCCUCCCUCUUUCGUCGAUUCGAGGAGAAAAUGAGAGAGUACGAUGUACCUACGAAGGAUCGCGUCUACUGUUCCACCCCAACAUGCUCUGCGUUCCUUGGCUCAGCUCUGACCCUCCGAGGAGCGACUCUCUACUACUUCAAUAUGCCGGCGUCUACAACCUGCAGGUCUUGCAGUGGGGCUACCUGUAUCGACUGCCGCAAGCCAGCCCACCGAGGAGAUACCUGUACGCAGAACGAGACUGUCGCACAGCUCCGGGCUCUAGCGAGGGAGGUAGGCUGGCAGACGUGUCCCGGGUGUUCGGCGGUGGUAGAGCUUCACCAUGGCUGUAACCACAUGACAUGCCGAUGCCGCACACAGUUCUGCUAUGCCUGCGGAGUCGAGUGGAAGAACUGUCGCUGCCCCCAGUGGGAGGAGGAACGCUUGCUUGCAACCGCCCAAGUUCGUGCGGAGAACGUCAUGGGUGCUCAAGCCCGACAGGCCCAGCCAGUCAAUUUUGCCCAGCAGGUGCAGCGUGCCGUCGACAAUCUACGAGUGAAUCAUGGGUGUACUUGGCAUCGCUGGUCGAGCAGGUCGGGAGGUGGCGUGUGCGAGGAAUGCGGUGACUAUCUUCCAGUCUAUCUCAAGGUUCGUCCUGUCCAAUUGUACUCGGUAUCGUGA